GGGGGGGGGUGGUAGGUUGGUCGUCAGGCUGUCUCGUCUCUGUCUUGCCUGGGAAAGAAACUGGGCGGUUGCCUUACCGCUGGGGAAGCCGGUUUCACGUCCUGAGCGAUCUCGUUCGGCUUCUGGUGGCUUUCUGGCUUUGCGGAGCGGAUCAGAAAGGGGAGAGACGCAACAGCACCAGCACCAGCCCCAUCCAUGGCUUCCACGGAGGGUCUGGUGCCAAUUACCAGGUCGUUUCUGGCCCGCUAUUAUGACAAAUACGAGUGUGUUCCUCUCCACGACGAUGUGCAGCGUUUGUCUGCGGAGCUCCGGGAAGGUUCCAAGGUGCUGAUGGACGAGGCUGAACCCACCCCUGCCGAGGAGUCCGUCCUUCAAGAAGCCAACUCCGUUCCUCCACAUAAGAUCGAUCACAACCUCUGGAAGAACAGGGAGCACAUUGAAGAAAUACUGCAUCUGCUGGAGACAUUCAACUGGCCGAAGAAGCUUCAGCGACAAGAGACACCUGAAGAGGUUGACGUUGUUGUCAUUAUUGAAAAGGUUAAAACAAAACUAGAGGGAUUUCUGAAGUUCUUGGAAUCUUUCCAGGCCAAAAAUGCUGAUCACAUAUUUCAAGUGGUUAUGACCUACAUGCCUCAAGACUUUCGAGGUGCCCUAAUCAGACAGCAACGAGAACGCUCUGAGAGAAAUAAACAAGCUGAGGUUGAGUCUCUAAUUAAUUCUGGUGGAAGUAUUCAUGAUCGAUAUGCCUUAUUAUGGAAGCAGCAAAUGGAAAGAAGGAGGCAGUUGGCUCAACUUGGUUCUGCUACAGGUGUUUAUAAAACACUUGUUAAGUACUUGGUUGGAGUUCCUCAGGUUUUACUGGAUUUCAUACGACAAAUAAAUGAUGACCAGGGGCCUAUGGAGGAGCAAAGGCAGCGAUAUGGCCCCCCGCUCUACAGUCUAACUAGUAUGGUGAUCUGGAUUAGGUCAUUUUUGCUUCUUUUGUGGGGACGUCUGGAGGCAGGCAAUCUGCACAAGGAGAAGUUUGAUGUCUUGGAACAGGCUGUUAAUGUGUAUAUCUCUGAAUUGGAGCGGUUUCUUAAAUUUAUAGGGGAAGUUUUUCAAAAUUCUCCCUUCUUCAUUUCGGCAGACGAUGCCUGUGCUGCAGAAUCAAGGAAUAAUAAUGACUUCAAGGAAACAAUGAUUCCUGCUGGAAAAACUCAUGAGAUCUUAUUGAAUGUUGACUCAGUGAACUCCUAUAUUGCAUGGGAUUUCUCAUUGGUCCAAGGGAAAAUCAACUUGGAUAUAGGAUUCAGUGUGGAAUAUAUAAGUUCUACUGGUCAAGUCACAAUGAUCUUGCCCUAUCGGCGAUGUGAAUCUGACCAGGGAAAUUUCUGUACAUGCAUUGCUGGGUUAUACAAACUCAUCUGGGACAAUUCUUAUUCGAAUUUCUUCAAGAAGACGGUGCGAUAUAAAGUCGAUGCUAUACCACCUGUGGCAGAAGCAGCAAGGCUUGAAAGUGAAACAGAUGUUCCAGUGGUAACAAGUUGAAUCAUCAAUAGGGAUUGGAGAGGUUUCUAUCUUCCGAACAUAUAUUCUUAAGGAAGCCCCAUUUCUUCAUCAUCUGGAUUCAUCUUCUGGGCUGUCUUUUCUUCUCUCGUUCCUAAUUUCUAUCUGGGCUCAGCUCCUGGCUGCCGAGGGUUAUCACUGAUUAUUUGUAAUAGCAGCUACAUUUUACAGCACUGUAAUCAGUCCAUUUUAGAAUACAAAUCACUGGUAUUCUUUAGCUAGAGAA
Molecule: messenger RNA, 1774 nt
Organism: Nymphaea colorata (pocket water lily)
Lineage: Eukaryota; Viridiplantae; Streptophyta; Magnoliopsida; Nymphaeales; Nymphaeaceae
Exons: 15
Coding region: 196-1530 (444 amino acids)
Source: RefSeq, a predicted model, not a curated record